Molecule: messenger RNA, 1155 nt
Organism: Penicillium brevicompactum
Lineage: Eukaryota; Fungi; Ascomycota; Eurotiomycetes; Eurotiales; Aspergillaceae
Product: FTR1 family protein
Exons: 3
Coding region: 1-1155 (384 amino acids)
Biological process (GO): iron ion transmembrane transport
Cellular component (GO): plasma membrane; high-affinity iron permease complex
Molecular function (GO): ferrous iron transmembrane transporter activity
Source: RefSeq, a predicted model, not a curated record
AUGGCGGCAAAUCAAGUGUUCUUCAUCUGCUUUCGAGAGUGCUUGGAGACAACUGUCGUUGUUUCUGUUUUACUAGCUUUCCUGAAGCAGACGCUUGGCGCGGAUGAAGAUCGCGCAACUCACAAGAGAUUGGUGCGCCAGGUGUGGGCGGGCUGUGCAUGUGGCCUGUUCCUCUGUUUAGCCGUCGGCGGUGGCAUGAUCGGUGCUUUCUAUGGCUUGGGCACCGAUACAUUCUCCAGCACGGAGGACAUCUGGGAGGGCGUCCUGGGUAUAAUCGCCUCCCUUAUCAUCACUAUCAUGGGCGCUGCUCUUCUACGUGUUUCGAAGCUUCAAGAAAAGUGGCGCCUCAAGCUAGCCAAAGCUCUUGCGCAUGAGAACAAUCCAACUGAAUCGCGGAAAGGUCGGGUGAAGAGAUGGCUGGAAAAGUACGCCAUGUUCAUUUUGCCUUUCGUGACGGUGCUACGUGAAGGCUUGGAGGCUGUCGUCUAUGUUGGGGGUGUCGGACUUGGUCUCCCUGCUACCUCAUUUCCCUUAGCUGUGGUAUGUGGCCUUGCGGCUGGGAUUUUGGUUGGAUGGCUGAUUUACCGCGGAGGCCGGGAAACAUCUAUGCAAAUAUUCCUUAUCAUCUCUACAUGCUUUUUAUACCUUGUUGCCGGGGGUCUCUUCUCUCGUGGAGUUUGGUACUUCGAGAACAACACUUGGAACAAGGCUAUUGGAGGUGAUGCCUCAGAGACUGGCUCUGGCGCUGGCUCUUACAAUAUUAAGCAAAGUGUAUGGCACGUCAACUGCUGCAACCCAGAGCUAGGGGGCGGAGGGGGCUGGGGCAUCUUUAAUGCCUUGCUCGGAUGGACCAAUUCAGCCACCUACGGAUCUGUGAUCUCAUACAAUCUGUACUGGAUCUGCGUUAUGGUCGGAUACGGAUUGAUGUUUUACCGUGAGCGUCGUGGUGCACUUCCCAUCAUUGACCCUGCGAUGAGCAAGGUUACAGGGUUCAAGACGAGGACCAAGGCAUUUGUUCUACGCAGACCUCUCGAAGAGCCGGUCGUUGCGGAAUCUAGCGGGGCUAUUGAGCAUGUUUUCACAGAAAAGCAGAAAGUCUCUGGUGCUGGUGUCUCUACUGUUGUCAAGUCGACUGAAGCUCAAGUGCAACAGUGA